GGCGCGGUGGGCGGCGGGGCCGGGCCGGGCCGGGCCGGGGCGGGCGGCGGCGGCGGGGCAGUCAGCCUGCGCGCUGGGCACCGUGCGGGCGUGCGGCGGCCGGCAGCGAGGCACGGAGGCAGCCAGCGUCCCCGCCACGACGCGGCGCUGAGGCUGGUCGCCCGCCGCCGCCGCGCUCCCGCCCCCCCCGCCACACAAAGGCAGCCGCAGCUGGACGGGCGAGGGACCGUGCUCCACGCCAGGGCUCCGGUGCAGCGUCUCGGCUGGUCUUCUCCAUACUCAUGAACAUACAAAGGUCAACCCCUAUCACGAUAGCACGAUAUGGGAGACCGCGGAAUAAAACCCAGGAUUUUGAGGAGCUCUCGUCCAUACGGUCCAUCGAGCCAAGCCAGAGUUUUAGCCCGAAUCUAGGCUCGCCGAGCCCGCCGGAGACCCCGAACUUGUCGCAUUGCGUUUCUUGCAUCGGGAAAUACUUAUUGUUGGAGCCUCUCGAGGGAGACCACGUUUUUCGAGCUGUACAUCUGCACAGUGGCGAAGAGCUGGUUUGCAAGGUGUUUGACAUUGGCUGCUACCAGGAGUUAUUAGCACCAUGUUUUUGUCUGCCUGCACAUAAAAAUAUCAACCAAAUUACUGAAAUAAUUCUUGGGGAGACAAAAGCGUAUGUGUUCUUUGAAAGGAGCUAUGGGGACAUGCAUUCAUUUGUUCGUACCUGCAAGAAGCUUAAAGAAGAGGAGGCAGCCAAACUCUUCUAUCAAAUAGCUUCUGCUGUUGCACACUGCCAUGAUGGAGGACUGGUACUGCGAGAUCUCAAGCUGCGAAAGUUUAUUUUCAAGGAUGAGGAAAGGACUAGAGUUAAAUUGGAAAGCCUAGAAGAUGCUUAUAUUUUAAGAGGAAAUGAUGACUCUCUCUCUGAUAAGCACGGAUGCCCAGCCUAUGUGAGUCCAGAGAUCUUGAACACAAAUGGCAGCUACUCUGGCAAAGCAGCGGACGUAUGGAGUCUAGGUGUCAUGCUUUAUACCAUGCUAGUUGGACGCUAUCCUUUCCAUGACAUUGAGCCUAGUUCCCUCUUCAGCAAGAUCCGUCGUGGGCAGUUUAACAUUCCAGAAACUCUAUCCCCUAAGGCAAAAUGCCUCAUACGUAGCAUACUGCGUCGGGAGCCAUCAGAAAGGCUGACUUCACAGGAAAUUCUGGACCAUCCCUGGUUUUCUACAGAUUUUAAUGUAUCGAAUUCAGGAUAUGGUGCUAAGGAAGUAUCAGAUCAGCUGGUGCCUGAUGUCAACAUGGAAGAAGACUUGGACCCAUUCUUUAACUGAGCACAAAGACUGGUGUUCAGAAGGUACACAACCUGGAGAUGGACACAUGAAGGAGCCCUUCCUGACCGUGUUAAGUCACGUCCUGCAUCAGCCUAGCUUGGUAGCAAAAGACACUCAGAGGUCCUCAGAUUGAGAAGGAACCUCCACAAGGAGCUAAUAUAACAAAUGUAGCAUGGGGACAGACUGGGGGGGCGGGGGGAGCUUGCUAUCAGGUUAGAUUGAUUUGGAGGAGAAAAGGCAGCAUGGAGCAAUUGUAGCUUCUCACCUUUUUGGAGCCAAGGAGGCUGCGCAUGCCAAUUCUGGUGCAGCUGUAUCACUCCUGUUUCUGUUCCAUUAAAAAUAGGGGUAACUCAAGACAAAUAGAAACUUCUUUGCCUCGGCUCAUAUCUUGGCAUCGCACUGUUAGAUAUUUAACUUCAGCCAUUAUUCAGGGAAAGUACAAUUGGCUAAAAUUUUUUUAAUCAGAUGUCUAGCAAUCAAUGGGAUUAAUUUAAGAAAAAAUUAGGUGCACAAAGACUGACAUGAAAAGUGGGUGCUAAAAACAAACAAAAUUUCAGUUCAUGUCUCUUGAUAGCUAUUUUCAACUCAUUUCUUCUAAAUAAACUACUUAAUAUUCUUGUCAGGAAAUGACAUUUUAAUGCUUUGUUCCCUUAAGGGGAAGUAACUGUCAUUUAACAAGCUGUUCUGUUUUGUGUCAAAUGGUUUGUUGCAGGAAGCUAUUAUAACUCGAACUUCCAGAUGCAUUACUGCUAUAAUGGGGAAAAAAAUAAAACUAUAUAACUUUUUUAAAAGAUACGAGAUACUGGCUUCCAUAUCUGCCAUGCUGCACAUAUAUGACUAGAGAGGGCAGAAAGCCCUUAGUCGUGUCUUUAUCUGAGAACCGAUCUCUUCUUUAACUGACUGGCCCAUGUGUAAAUAGAGGGCUCUUUAUUACUGAAGAAGAGUAUUGUGUUGUUUGUUUUGUUUUAAUUUUGAAUUCCCCUCGACUUGGGAAAAGAAUUGUUUGGGUUUGAUUUUUGUUUAUGUCCAGAAUAAGAAAUAAGAGGGUAUUAAUAAGCUGAACAUUUAUAUUACAGAUAUUCCUCUUGAAACAUACACAGUAAUAUGCACCUUUUGUAUUGUCAAGACUUAUUCUAUUUAUUGAAGAAAAUGUCACAGUAGUGAUGUAUUAAGCCAGUACUUCAAUUACGGGUUGACUUGGGAUGACAUGUUACAUGCUGUAGUUAACACACUUCUUUUCUGUUCAGGUAUUUCUGUCCCUAAAUAACUUUUUAUUUAGCUUUUUUUUUUUUUUUCUAGAUAGCUUUAUUUGAUUUAGACUGGCAAAUGUUUUUAUUACUGCUUUUAUAUUGCUGUAUGAUAUUGAAAUCUCUUGGCAUAAAUAUUUGUGUUUCCAGUACCUCAGUUGUUCUGAUAUUACUGCCUGUAUAUGUUUUGUGAAGUGGUCAUGUUUUUUGGGUAGGUACAUGUGGACUCUGUAGUAUGUAAAUGUUACUUGAAUUUGUGCUUAAUUAUAGUAUGUGGCAUGUGCGUACAGCUACUUGGCAUUUGACGUAUGGAUGCUAUUUGCCUGCCUUGCAGGAAAGUUAUGGUCCCACUCUCAAGAGGAUGUUUCACAGUUCUUUAUCAAGAGACAAAGCUAGCUGCAGCUGACCUGCCUUGGUUCUAUUUUGGUAACUAAGAAUAUAAAGGAGUAAUGUUUUUACACUCUGAAGAUGGUGCUGUGUCAAGAAGGACCUUUUUUUUUUUUUAUUUUAUGAGUACCUUAUAGGAGGAAAGAUUGGUGAUGUGCAUGGUGGGGUUUUACUGCCUCUGGUGCUUUGUCAUGUAUUUGGUUUAAUGUUUUUGUCCUAAUCUCUUCAAUAAAUAAAAUUGUGCAUAUUUAACUAAA
This is a messenger RNA of Columba livia (rock pigeon), 3204 nucleotides long. RefSeq names its product tribbles pseudokinase 2 (gene TRIB2). Gene Ontology annotation, biological process: protein phosphorylation; regulation of MAP kinase activity; positive regulation of proteasomal ubiquitin-dependent protein catabolic process. Lineage: Eukaryota; Metazoa; Chordata; Aves; Columbiformes; Columbidae. Gene Ontology annotation, molecular function: protein kinase activity; ATP binding; mitogen-activated protein kinase kinase binding. The record is from RefSeq and is a predicted model, not a curated record. Gene Ontology annotation, cellular component: nucleus. The transcript has 4 exons. The coding region runs from base 282 to 1313 and encodes 343 amino acids.